CCAGCUGUCUCCAAUUGUGAAUCCACAUUGUUGUCUUCCAGGACUGUAAGCACGACAUCACCGAGGUUCACUCUGAAGUUUAUACCUACUCCGAAAUUCCACCAAAGUAGCUGACGCCCACAGCACCACAACAAUGUCAAGCGCCGCCCCGAAAAUCAAGCUGAAGGUCGCCGCCGUCCACGCCGCGCCCAUCUACAUGGACAAAGAAGCCACAGUCACCAAGGUAAUCCGCAUAAUCGAGGACGCCGGAAAGGAGGAAAUCAAACUCCUCGCCUUCCCCGAGACCUUCAUCCCGGGAUACCCCUACUUCUGCGAAGCCUACCCUCCACUCGAUCAAGUCAAGGCCCUAGCCACAUACGCCGAGAAAAGCCUCGUCUGCACACCAAGCGACCCCAGCAUCCAACUCAUCCAAGCCGCCUGCCGCUCCGCGAACGUAACCAUAAGCCUCGGCGUCUCUGAACGUCUCCCAGGAGGCUACACGCUCUUCAACUCCCAACUCUUCAUCGACUCCACCGGUGCCCUUCUGGGUGUACACCGCAAAAUCCAACCCACCUUCGCGGAGCGCUUCAUCUGGGCCCAAGGCAGCGGGCACAGCUUGCGGGUUUGGAAACCGGCGCUAGGCUAUAACCUCGGUGGGUUGUGUUGCUGGGAACAUACGUUCAACGGGGCGCGGCAGGCCCUAAUCGAGCAGGACCAGCAUGUACAUGUUGGGGCGUGGCCAGCUUUGUCGACGAUGAAGGGGUUUGAGAGCGUGGCGGAUGCGCAGAUAGAGGCUUUGAUGAAGGCCCAUGCUUUGAUAGCGCAGGUGUUUGUUUUGGCGGUUUCGAAUUACGUGGAUGAGAGCUGCUUGGAGUGGAUGGAGAGGAAUUUGGGGAGGCAGGAGUAUGUGAAGGCUGGUGGGGGAUGGACAGCGGUUAUACACCCCUUUUGCUCGUUUAUGGCUGGACCACAUACUGGGGCUGAGGAGAGACUGGUUACUGCUGAGUUAGAUUUUGACGACUUGGGUCCCAUUAAGGUGUGGAUUGAUGGGAAUGGGCAUUUUAAGAGGCCGGAUAUGUUUAGUUUCAAGGCCGAUGACAGACCGUUGUGGCCCAACGAGGGCGUGGUGCCUGGGUUACUGAAACAGGCAAAUGAUAAGAGGAGUGAGAAGACAGAAACGAAUGAUGAGAGGAAAACCACAAAUGAAGGGGAGGAAAGUGAGUGACGAUGCAUAGGGGUCGCUGUGACCCGUUUGAGCUAAUGUUGGACCUUCAAGGCUACUACAUCAAGACUGCGAGUUAUGGAAGGACGUAUGACCACCACCCAUCGAACC
Messenger RNA from Pseudomassariella vexata, 1312 nucleotides. Its product is annotated as nitrilase. The transcript is spliced from 2 exons. The record is from RefSeq and is a predicted model, not a curated record. The coding region runs from base 134 to 1204 and encodes 356 amino acids. Gene Ontology annotation, molecular function: catalytic activity. Lineage: Eukaryota; Fungi; Ascomycota; Sordariomycetes; Amphisphaeriales; Pseudomassariaceae.